This is a messenger RNA of Tachysurus vachellii, 1763 nucleotides long. It is a transcript of the gene neto1l, whose product is annotated as neuropilin (NRP) and tolloid (TLL)-like 1, like. The record is from RefSeq and is a predicted model, not a curated record. Gene Ontology annotation, molecular function: protein binding. Lineage: Eukaryota; Metazoa; Chordata; Actinopteri; Siluriformes; Bagridae. The coding region runs from base 107 to 1615 and encodes 502 amino acids. The transcript is spliced from 10 exons.
CGAGACUCCACACAACCGAAUUUGGAAAUAUCCUUCUUUUCUUUUUUAAUUAUUUCUAUCUAAAUGGAAGUAUUGGAGAUCGAAGGCAGUGGUGAAAGGAGCAGACAUGGUUCAUGGGCGCAGUUUUCUUCACGUUGUUGCAGGUCUCCUCAUGGUUGGAUUGUCUGUUGCGACAAAAAAAGAAGCAGUGAAAAACAACUCAGGUGUUCAACCAGCAGGACAGUGUGGAACGUGGGUGAAAAAACCAGAGGGAGGACUCUUCACAUCCCCCAAUUAUCCAAACAAAUACCCACCUGAGCGCGAGUGCAUUUACGUCAUUGAAGCUCCCCCGAGACAGUGUAUUGAUCUCUUCUUUGACGAGAAGUACUCGAUAGAGCCUUCGUGGGAAUGUAAAUUUGACCACAUUGAAGUGCGUGACGGACCUUUUGGCUUUUCUCCUAUAAUCGGACGCUACUGUGGCCAGCAGAGCCCGCAGUACAUCAGAUCGAGUGGCCGAUACCUAUGGAUAAAAUUCGUAGCAGAUGGUGAACUGGAAGCCAUCGGAUUUUCUGCGAACUACAAUUUCACCACAGAUCCUGACUUUAAAGACAUGGGAGUCCCCAAGCCUCUUUCCGCAUGUGAGUUUGAGAUGACCGGACCCGAAGGCAUCAUUGAAUCACAACAGAUCAUCAGGGAUGGUAAAGCUUCACAGACGGAAGCAGUGGACUGCAAGUGGUUCAUCCGAGCUCCUCCUCGCUCUAAGAUCUACCUGCGGUUCCUGGACUAUGAGAUGCAGAAUUCAAAUGAGUGCAAGCGAAAUUUUGUAGCUGUGUACGAUGGCAGCGGCUCCGUUGAGGAUCUGAAGUGUAAAUUCUGCAGCACGGUGGCUAGUGACGUGACGUUGAGAACGGCACUGGGUGUUGUGCGGAUGUGGGCUGACGAGCACAGUCGCCGCAGUCGUUUCCGCAUUCUCUACACCACGUUUAAAGAGCCUCCAUGUGAAGCUGAGAUGUUCUUCUGCCACAGUAACAUGUGCAUCAACAACUCACUGGUGUGUAAUGGGAUACAGAACUGUGUGUAUCCGUGGGACGAAAAUCACUGCAAAGAGAAAAGGAAAGUGAACAUCCUGGACAACCUGAACAACACUAACAGCAGCAUCAUUGGUGUGACGUGCUGCAUCGUCCUCGUUCUCCUUGUCGUCUCCGUUACGGUGCAGAUCAAGCAGCCACGGAAGAAGUACGUGGUGCAGCGUGAUGAUUUUCAGGAAGUGUUCCAGGAAAUGCCUCGGCGCUAUGACCUGGGUGACAUUGCGGAACUUACAGACGAUGUUGAGACAACCUUCCAGAAGAACUGCGUUCACGAGCACCACUGCGGCCGCGCCAAAACAGCGGCGGUGAUGGAUCCGCAUCAUCACCACCACCAUUAUCAUCAUCAUCAUCAUCACGAUAACCGGCGCAGCAUCGUGGUCAUGAAGCACAGCUACUCGCAAGAAGAAGCAGAGAUGGAGGAUGAGCUUGAUGAGGAAGUGCCAACCACCAGUCACCGACUGGCCAGACACGACAAAGCAGUGCAGCGGUUCUGCCUCAUUGGGUCUCUAAGCAAACACGAAUCAGAAUACAACACGACUAGGGUGUAGGAGACGAUCAGGAGGUAAGAGCACCUAAAAAGCAUGGUAUUUUAAAAAGUAUAUAAAAAGCAUGGUAUGGAUCAUUUCUUUUAAAUGUUAUGCAGUCAUUGUGAGUCAGUGCUUUUUUGUUGUUUUUACGACUUGGAUGUUGCAUCAU